AUGGGGUAUAUAGUUACAGUCAAUGACUGGCCUAUGCAUGUUUUCAAACCUCUGAUGCCAAGACUGAGUAAUCUAAUACAAGCUACUUAUAAUAGAAGUGCAGGUUUUGCAUAUAUGCAUUCCUCAUGGUUAGCUGUGCUAUUUGAAAGAACAUUCAAACAUGACAGUAAAAACACAGUUGUUAAAUGGGCAUUAUUAGAAUUCCUCACUCUUGAUUUCACACUAUGUCCCCUGCUGAAACAAGGUAAUAGUAAGUUCUUACAUGGUGCUGUGAUGAAAACAAUGAAUGAAAGCACAUUGUAUGCCCGUAUACAAAGCACUGAUCAGACUGAUGGCAGAGGAACUCUGUCAUCACCAGUAGGACACGCUGUUAUUGGCUACUUUAAGUCAUGUGUUAAUGCACUGGAUACAGAUAUUGAUAAAGUUGAUUUUAUUAAUGGAUUACUGGUAGCAAUGGCUAAUCUGGGUGGUUGGGGUAUGGUUCCUAUGAUAUACACAUCACAAGCCUUGGCCAAUAUACCAACCUGUAAAGCAUGGAAUUGGACAUCUCUGAAAAUUGUAAGAGAGAUGUUAACACUUGGAUAUAAAACAUUACCUAAUCAUCUACGAGGUGCUCUAUCAUAUUACCUGGUAGAAGGUGUAUUGAAUCUAAUGAACACAUCUCAAGUAACUUUACAGCAGUUUGCUGUUAUCAUAGGAACAUUAGAAACUUUACAAAGAGGAUCCCUGAUGUGGGUGAAGUUGCAAAAUUGGUUAAAAGCAAAUGGACAUGAAUUUCACAGGUCGAGUGAUUCCCUGUCAUUAUCUCAAACAUUGCACAACGAUGUAGUGAAUUGUCUCAGUGAGAAAGAAAAUGACAAUUAUGGCGGCAGUAUUGAUGUUGGAUAUCUUGCUACAGUGAUAUUGUUGUGUUCAGAUGCUCAUUUCAGUAUGGAUUCCCCUGAGAAAGGUGUAUUGGAUGGUUCCCCUGAUGAUUACCCAACACCAUUACACAUGAUAUUACAACCAAUGCAUAGUAUACUGUGUAAAUUAAACAGCCAUGCAUAUCUAUGCAGUGUGAAAGCACACCAUACAUUACAAUUAUUAUUGGCUUUACUCAGAGAAAUCCAUGGAUCAAAGCAGCAGACGGAGACAUUCACAGACCAGAGCGUUAUGGUGAUAGUCAACAUCAUUGAAACAAGUCUUGAGGAAACUCUUGCAUACAUAAUGAGAAAAAUCACCAUGGAAACUAAUAAUUUAACUGAUGUUAUACAGUUAAAUGUAUAUGUAGAAAUCAUAGAUGUAUUAUCUGAAUUGAGUCAGUGUGGUGUGUUUGGUGAACAUACUAUGUAUACAUUACAACGUACUCUAGAUAAAAUGAGCCAAAUAUCAUUAGAUACAUUGAACACAGAGACAACUCAGGACAAAUCCAGUGAAUGCCAAAUACCUAAAAUCAUUGGUAUGAAUUGUCUGUACUGUGUGUGCAGUCACUAUGGCAGACUGAGAGACAAAGGUGGUGAUAUUCCUUCUAAUAUUACAAAGAACCUCACAGAUAUCCGAUUGAAUCAACGAUUUGAGAGACCAGUUGGUGACAUGGAAGUCAGUAAACAAGAUCUUGGAAAGCUGAUAUCUUUAUUCGAGGAGAAAAAAUGGAAUUGUGUUUUCUUCUUGGAGCACAACUAUGGUUCAUCUUGGAGUGUUGAAAGAUGUGUUGCAUUGCUGGGGGAAGCAUUGGAUGUGCUCAGUAUAGUUGGUGGGACAGCAGUAUUACCCUUGAUUGAUUCCAUGAACAUGUUGAUAAAAAGGGUGAUUAAUGUACAACCAAGUGUAUGUGUAGAAUGCAUGAAUGUGACUUGGAGUAUGGUUUACGAUAUACGAGCAGAUUCCGCUUUGUUCUGGCAAGUAAUUGAGAAAUACACUGACAUGGCAUUCCAGGAUUGUAUUCUCUCCUCACCACCUAUGACAGAUAUAUACAAGGCAGUCACUGAUAUUUCUAGAAACAUUUUUGAAUUAGCUGAAAUCAAAUCCGGUGUGCUUCACAUACUUAUUGAGAAAUAUUGUGAGUAUUUAUUAUCAACAACCACAGACACUACAAAGGAUAUCCUGAACCAUGUAGAACUCUUAGUAGAAGCUUGUAUUUUUGGACCUAUACAGAGAAAAGACCAUAGAGUUAUCCAGGAAGCUUUAUCAAUAUUGACUAAGAAUUCAGAUGGUAAACCUGCCAGUGAAAUGCUGCAGAGUAUGCGGAAACCUGAUAACCAUGUUAGAGUAUUAGCCAUUACAACACUCUCUCUGUUAAUACAAAGACAGCCGUCUAAUCUGCCGUUACUUGUGAAGAAACUAGCAGAUAGUUUAUUGGAUAAGUCAGUUGCCGUGACAGCAAUGCGUAAACAAUAUCAGUUAAAUUCUAUGCAGCAUCGAAUCAAGCAAAGAAUCUGGCAAACUAUGUUGAUAUUACAACCAGCUUUUGAUCAGGAUGCCAGUGAAUAUAUGUUGACAGAAGCCAUGAAAUCAUUACAGACUGACAGUCAACUUUCAAUUAAAAACCUCAUUGAAUGGUUUAUAGCAUUGACAUUGUAUAAAUACCCUCAAUUCCUACACUUGAUAUGGGAUAUGUUCAACAAUGAAUCACAGAGGAAAACUGUAGGUGUGAUGACUUCUCUGAUAUCGAUUAUAACCAUAUUAGGACCAGUUAUCAAAUGCAAGCAACAUCAGGUGAGUUCAUUAUAA
Saccoglossus kowalevskii is the source of this 2709-nucleotide messenger RNA. Its product is annotated as tRNA (guanosine(18)-2'-O)-methyltransferase TARBP1-like. NCBI's taxonomy places the organism in Eukaryota, Metazoa, Hemichordata, Enteropneusta, Harrimaniidae. The record is from RefSeq and is a predicted model, not a curated record. Gene Ontology annotation, molecular function: RNA binding; tRNA (guanine) methyltransferase activity. Gene Ontology annotation, biological process: tRNA methylation.